Messenger RNA from Pediculus humanus corporis (human body louse), 3030 nucleotides. RefSeq lists its product as uncharacterized. The coding region runs from base 1 to 3030 and encodes 1009 amino acids. Gene Ontology annotation, molecular function: lipid binding. NCBI's taxonomy places the organism in Eukaryota, Metazoa, Arthropoda, Insecta, Psocodea, Pediculidae. The transcript is spliced from 14 exons. The record is from RefSeq and is a predicted model, not a curated record. Gene Ontology annotation, cellular component: endoplasmic reticulum.
AUGAGUGAAUCAAGUAAAAUAAAAAGGUCUAUUAGUCCUCAAAUAGGAUAUAGAUUUGAUGCGAUUAGUAAAGAAUUAGAAGAAAUUUCACCUGUUUCAACCAAAGACACUAUUAAAAAAGAAGAUGUUAAUUCAGAGACUAAACUUUCAUUUUUACCAAUAGGAAGUUUAGAAAAAUCUCAUAGCAGAGAAGAAAAAAGUGAGACUCAUAAUGAUUGUUGGACCUUUUCAGGAAGAUCUAUAAGUGUUGAUUGUACCUAUGAGUCUCCUUUUUCAAAUCCUUUCGAAUCUUGGAAAAAAUUAACUAGAAUUAGAGGAAAAUUAAAUAAAAAUCAUGAAGAAAAAUUAGCCGAAUUACAGUCAGACAAGAAAGAAUUGAAUAAAAAUACUCCUGCUAAGUUAACGAGCAGUAAAGAUAAUUCCAGUAUGUCAGAUUCUGAAGAUACAUCAGAAAGUUCUAAAAUUUCAGAACAAUGGAAAGACUCGGAAGAUUUAAAUUUAUCACUUAAAGAAGUUAUUAAUAAAACUAACGACAUGCUUUCAACAACUUUAGAUGCAGCCUUACAAAAUGCAAAGUCGGAAAUAGAAGCAGAAUCGGAACUUCGACACAGAGUUAAUCAGAAAGAGGUUCCAGAUUUUUUGAAAAUUUCACAAAUUAAAAUAAUAACACCAAAAACUGAUAACAAUAAUGUAUUGACCUCCAGUAAUGUGUCUGAUGAAAUUGAAUCAGGUGUUGAAGCUGAUGAAAAUUUUGAUUCCACAUCGGGAGAUGCACUUGAUGAUUCAUCCAUUCAAAUGACUCUUGGAGGUUCGCAACCACCACCCAAUAGAAAUGAAAUAUUAUCAGUGUGUGCAAAUAUUUUCAGUACAAUGCAAUCUCCUGAAAUGUACACAAUUACGUUUCUGAUUGGAAUUAGUAUUCUUGUUUACAUGCCAAUGUCCGAUUUCGCAAGAGGAUUUGUUUACGACAUCGUUCAUCAAGGAUCUUGCGCUCCAGAUUACAAAAAAUUACCUCCAUUAAAAAUACCUUCACCUAAAAACGUCGACGGGGUGUGGGUUAAUGAAUAUUUGCAUCCCUUUUACGAUCCAGAUUAUUAUUCCGUUUCUCAAACUACUCCUGCUUAUUUAGAACUCGAUAAUACGAUAUUAAAACUUUCUCGGCCUAAAGGGAAAAUUCGUAAAAGAGCGACUUUUGACGAACCCGAGUAUAAAAUGCAAUUCAUUAGUCAACGAAUUUACAACAUUGGCGGUUGCAACGUGUUUCUCAUGCCCGAAGGUUUAACAAAAAAAAGAUUGUACAGUAAAAAGUAUCCCAUUGUCAUACAUUUAAAAUCUGAUUCAUUCAUCGGGGAAAGAAUGAAAGAAAAAGAUGGUGAAAACAAAGAAAAUACAGAAUCGAUAGAUAGCGUAGAUACCGGGUUAAAUUUGACACUAAGUAAUCACUCUAAAACUAGUCUAUAUAUAUUUGCAAGGUGUGACCGACAAAAGGAAGAAUGGUACAGACGAUUAUUGUCAGCAAGUCGAGCCGUCAACACUCCAGAACAGUCCACUGAAAAACCUUUCGGAAGAAAAAACGAAAACGAGUCGUUAAACGAAAGUCCUAAAAAAGAUGUUUCGACUCCUUUUGAAAAAUUAUAUUUCGAUCCCGACACGGCUCAAAUCGAUGAAUAUUUACAAUAUAUGGCCAAAUUCGUCGACGAGAAAAUCAGUUUGCAAAAUUACAAGGUACCUCGAAGUGAUAGCGGAAGCGAUGAAAGUAGUAGUAGUAGUAGGACGUAUUCGAAAAUGGAGACGCAGUGGUUAAAUGCAUUUUUAAAUAGGAUUUUAUUCGACGUUUUUCGGAGUCCAUAUUGGCUAUCAAAAAUUCAAGAAAAAAUACAUAAAAAAUUAAAUUCCGUUAGAUUACCGUACUACAUCGAAGACAUUGAAGUCAUUGAAUUGGAUUUGGGUAAAACAGGUCCGAUUAUUCAUAAAGUUUCUCAACCUUACAUUGACGAAUGUGGAUUGUGGUUCGACAUGGACGUGACAUUUGAGGGAUUGAUAAAAUUAACAAUUCAAACUCAUCUCAAUCUUGUUAAACUUCAAAAGGGAAUCGAAGAAGAAAGAGAAACGUUGAGGGAUUCAAUUGAUAAUAAAGUGGAAAAAGGAAAGAAAAAAUCAAAAAUAUUGAGAGAACGUUCGUUGACCAAAGAAUCCUCUUUAACCCCGAACAAAGUCGAAAAAUCGUCAGAACUUAAAAACAACGAAUCCGUUGAAAAUGAAUUUGAAAAAUCAAUAACGAAAACGCCGCCGAGUUCGACAUCAAGUUCCCUCACCUACGAAUCUAAAUUGUAUCGCGAAAUAAGAAAAGCAGCUGAAUUAAUCAUUAAUAGGGGACUUGAAAGUAUACCCGACAGACGAUCUCCCAUUUUCGACAGCGAAGUCGAAGAUUCUGCAGAAUCGUCGGACGAAGAAUUGGACGAUAACGAAAACGAAUCCACUCCUUCCGCGUCGGCGACAAAUCAAGACAACGAUGUCUCUUCGGUCGAAUCGCAUUUGAGAAGGUAUCCGAAAAAUCGGAGGUCGAGCAAAAAAUUAUUUCGCAUGUUUGAAAACGUGGCUCAGUCGAAAUAUUUCAAAUCCGUUGCCCAAACGAAAUACGUUCAAAAAGCCAUAGCGAACGUGUCGGCCACGAAUCUCAAAUUAACGUUGGAAAUAAAAAGUUGUAGCGGUACGCUUGCCGUCAAUAUACCGCCACCGCCGAGCGAUAGAUUUUGGUACGGAUUUCGCGAAAUGCCGUUUCUUGUAUUUUCAGCGAAUCCUAAAAUAGGAGAAAAAUCCGUGAGGUUUUCACACAUAAAAAAUUACUUGCAAAAGAAAAUUUUACACGAAUUGAAGAAAGCCAUGGUGGUGCCCAACAUGAUCGAUUUGGUUUUGUUCACGUCGUCGCCGAAGGAAAAUGUAAAUUUUGAAAAAUCAGACCGGAAAUCAAAGAAAAACGACGACGAAAAAGAAAAACGUCAACCGGAAACGUCAACGUCGUCGGAGUGA